This is a messenger RNA of Durusdinium trenchii, 2076 nucleotides long. NCBI's taxonomy places the organism in Eukaryota, Dinophyceae, Suessiales, Symbiodiniaceae. The record is from the annotation of a GenBank genome assembly.
AUGUCCAGAGUUUUAGACCGUCAGAGACAUGGAGGCGAGCAGAAUACAUGGUGUUACGGCGGUGAGGGCCCGCGCUUUGUAUUGCAAGCUCCACCGCUUUUGAAAUUGGGGCAACUACAAACACCUACACUUCCAGAUCCUUUGAACCCAUUUCUUGGCAGUAGCUACAGUGGCUACCCUCAAACACGCACCUUUGCAAUAGGGCAGCCCUUUGUGCCGCAGCCAGUGCCUUUCUUCCAACCAGUGCCAUCCUUUGACCUUGGAAACACAGAACCGCGGCCUUCCAACAGCCCGAGUGGCGCGAGUGGCCCUUCUGGUCCAAGUGCCCCUUCAGCCGCACGUCGUUCACUUAGUGCUGGUGGAAACUUCGCCCCAAGAUCCACAAGUGUUCCAAGGCUUCACACGAAUCCGAAGAUGCACUUCAGUGUUCCUUCGCUAGCUUCGCUCUCUCCUCCGUAUCCACCAGCGCUGACUGCUCCGCAAGCUCUUCUUAUGGCACCACCUGGGCCCCCUGCUUGGCAACCCAACCUUUGUGCCGGUGCACUGUCUGUUCCUACACCUAGCAGAGCUCGAAGGGAUUCUGAGACACCUGGAAUCGAUGUCGAGGGUCAAGAUGCAAGGGAGAAAACAGAGAAAGUGCCCAAUAGCGGACACUUCUUACCCGCCAGCAGCUUUUCUUUGGGUGAGAUGCAGCCAAAAAUGCAAGUAAGACCUCCUGCAGAUGCAAUGCAAAUCCAGAUGGAGCAAAUGCACAUGCAGAGACUCUACCUGCAGCGGCAGCAAGAGAUUCAGCAAAGGAAUCAAUGGAUCUUGGCGAACAAAGCUUCCCAAGAGGCUCAACAGAUCUACAGAGGUUCCGAACAUCGGCCUUUGACAGAAAGACCAGGCUCCAUAACAGAAAGACAAGAAAGACCCAGAACGAGGUGGCAGCUUGUGGAAGACCCAGCCGUACAGGCCGUACAGACAGAGCGCGGCAAGAAUGACAAGAGUGAGGCUCCAAGGCCGACAAUAGAGGUGAUGAAGUCUCAAGAGGCUUUUUCAGCGCGUAGUGCGAAGAUGAACUGUCAUGGUCGGGCUGAUUUGAUGCAGCAGAAGGAUUCUGCAGAGACCGUGGCUGGCACAACCGGAUCAGGAGGCUCUUUGCGGUCCAGUGCCAGCUGUGGAGCAUCAGAUCACACUGCAUCAAGGCAUCGAAUCUUGGUGACCGGCGCCACGGGCUUGCUUGGGCGUCAAGUCAUGCAAGGCCUUGGUAACACCUGGGAGGUCCUUGGAGUGUGCAAACGCAGAGCUUUGCCUCCACGAAUCAUAGCUUGUGACCUCACCCAAGAGAAAGCGCUGUGGAGCCUCAUGGAGCACUUCCGACCAGAGGUGGUGCUCCACCUUGCUGGAGAGUGGUGCCCCGAAGCGCUGCGGCAAGCACCGGACCAAGUCCGCAGGCUAAACGUGGAUGCUGCAGGCGCAGUAGCAGCUGCUUGCGAAAAGUUCAAAGCAUGGCUGGUCCACAUGAGUGCAGAUUGUGUUUUCGAUGGGACAGAACCUCCCUACUCCGUGGAGUCCAGAGCAAACCCGCUCAGUGAGUACGGUUGGCAUAAACUCCAUAGCGAACAGUUGGUGCAAGCUGCAUGUCCAAAAGCGGCGAUUCUUCGGGUGCCAUUGCUCUACGGUCCAGUCGAGUCACCAUUGGACUCUGCUGUCACUAGCCUGUACACAGAUCUUCAAAAUGACAUUCGUGAAGUGGACGCGUGGCAGCGCUGCUAUCCAACUUGGGCAGGAGAUGUAGCCAAUGUCCUGAAGGUAAUGACCGAGAUGCAUUUCUCUGGAGAGCGAAUUCAAGGCAUCUACCACUGGCAAGGGAAUGAGCAGUUCACCUGGCAUGAGAUGAUGUUGCUUGUUGCAGAAACAUCUGGGCUGGAUGCGUCCUGCAUUUCUGCAGUGCACAGCCCACCUGCGACACCGCUUCCGCGUGAUACCAGGCAGCUUCCUGAGACAUUGCACGACUGUCACUGUUUUCGAUUUUUAUUCAUGAGAGAUUUCAUCCUAGCUCUCAGAGUCAGUGAGCCUCGUAGGCAUGAAUGA